This is a messenger RNA of Westerdykella ornata, 1377 nucleotides long. Its product is annotated as WD40 repeat-like protein. Bases 1 to 1377 code for a protein of 458 amino acids. Gene Ontology annotation, molecular function: mRNA binding; protein binding. The record is from RefSeq and is a predicted model, not a curated record. Gene Ontology annotation, cellular component: catalytic step 2 spliceosome. The transcript has 3 exons. Gene Ontology annotation, biological process: mRNA splicing, via spliceosome. NCBI's taxonomy places the organism in Eukaryota, Fungi, Ascomycota, Dothideomycetes, Pleosporales, Sporormiaceae.
AUGUCGGCGUCACGCGGUUCUGGCCGGCUACCCACUGGAUUUGCGGCCGAGACCUUCAUCAGCGAUUCUACGUUUCGCCAGGCGCACCGCGCUGUCGACGGAGGCUCCGGCACCAACUCCAAGAAGCGAAAGAGAGAGAGCAAGGGUGAUAGCAGUAUCGUAUCCGGCGCGGGGGCAUACAAGGGGCCGUGGGCAAAGUAUGAGCAGGUACGGCCGGAUGCUGCUUCAGACGAGGAGUAUGGCGAGGACGUAGAGGUGGAGAUAGUGUACGAGGAGGACGAGAUAGCACCGAUACCCGAGGCGCCGAAGAAGCUGGCGGGGACGGAUUAUCGCGAUACGGAUGCCGAGGGGGAGACGAGUGAGUUUGUGGGGAGUCAAGAGUUUGACUAUCAGGGGAGGACGUAUAUGCAUGUUCCGAAUGACCUUGAUAUCAAACUGACGGGCGAGCGCGGCGACAUCAAGAACUACCAUCCGAAGAAGCUGAUACACACAUUCAAGUACCACCAAAAGGCCAUAACGCAAGUACGAUUCUUCCCCAACAGUGGCCAUCUACUCCUGUCGGCCUCUGCAGACUCUAAGAUUGCCAUCUGGGACGUUUAUCACCAGCGGGAGCUGCUAAGGACAUACUCGGGUCACACUAAGUCGGUCAACGACAUCGACUUCAACCCGGGCGGGACGCAGUUCAUCUCUGCAAGUUAUGACCGGUACAUGAAGCUGUGGGACACGGAGACUGGGAAGUGCCUGAACAAGUUCACAACGGGGAAGACGCCGCACGUUGUGCGCAUCAACCCGAGCAUACCGCAUGAGUUCCUGGCGGGGAUGAGUGACAAGAAGAUUCUUCAGUACGACACAAGGAGCGGAGAGAUGGUGCAGGAAUACGAUCACCACUUGGGACCUGUCAACACCAUCACCUUCUGCGAUGAGAACCGCCGUUUUGUCACGACGUCGGACGACAAGUCGCUGCGGGCGUGGGAGUAUGGCAUCCCCGUACCGAUCAAGUUCAUUGCCGAGCCGUACAUGUUCUCCAUGGUGCGAUCGUCGCCACACCCGUCGGGCAAGUACAUUGCAUUCCAGUCGUCGGACAACCAGAUAGUGGUGUACUCGUCGACGGACCGGUUCCGGCAGAACCGCAAGAAGAGCUACCGGGGCCACAACGUGGCGGGGUACGCGCCGGACGUGGCCAUCAGUCCCGACGGGCAGAUUGUUAGUUCUGGGGACAGCGGGGGCUAUGUGUGCUUCUGGGACUGGAAGACGUGCAAGAUGUGGCACAAGAUCAAGGCUGGGGAUUCGCCGGUGCUGGCGGUGCAGUGGCACCCGAGGGAGACGUCCAAGGUGAUUACAGGCGAUGGGGAGGGGCGGUUGCAGUAUUGGGAUUGA